AUGGAGAGCUACUACAGCUUUCUGAAGGCGGGGUCUCAGCUGGAGAGCACCUUGCAGCAGGUGACCGUCCCCAUGAGUAUGAAGGAGGUGGGCGGCUAUAUAGAGAAGCAGGUGGCCUACUUAUCAGGUGGACGGGGGGAGGAGUCCAGCGUGGUCAUCACCCUCCCAGAAUGCUCUGCAUUCAGUGACAUUCCGGAGGAGGCGCUGGCCAAAGUGCUCACCUACCUCACGCUGAUCCCACGGCAGCGGCAGCCCGGUGUCAAGUUCAUCAUCAUUCUGGACCGGAGGCUGGACACAUGGAGCUCCAUCAAAACAGCCCUGGCCAGGAUUGCGGCCUCCUUUCCAGGGAGCCUCCACCUGGUCCUGGUGCUGCGGCCCACCAGCUUCUUCCAACGCACGGUCACCGACCUCGGCUUCCGCUUCAGCCAGGAGGACUUCAUGCUGAAAAUGCCGGUGGUGAUGCUGAGCUCCGUCACAGACCUGCUGCACUACGUGGAUGAGACCCAGCUGACAUCGGAGUUUGGCGGCACGUUAGAGUACAGCCACAGCGACUGGCUUGUCCUGCGCACGGCGAUCGAGAGCUUUGCGGUCACUGUGAAGGAGAUCGCUCAGAUGCUGCAGGCCUUCGGGACGGAGCUGGCGGAGACGGACCUGCCGGACGAGGGAAAGGCCAUCGAAUUCCUCCUCAUGUGUCAUACGGAGAAAUACAGGAAACUGAAGGACGAGAUCCGCUCGGUGAUGCGUGAGGGACAGCAGCUGCUGGGCAGCCUGGACGCUUCUGGGAUGCAGGAGAACUCCCGCAGGCAGUGGGACGUGAACCAGGACUGGGAGACGGUGCAGAGGCUGCUGGCUCAGCUGCGUGACAUGGAGACGGCGUUUGACGGCUUCUUCGACAAGCACCACCUGAAACUGCGCCAGUACCUGCAGCUGCUCAGAUACGAGCAGAGCUUCCGAGAGGUGGAGAACUCCCUGGGCAAGCUGUCUGCGCAGGAGCAGGGCUUGGCUGCAGCAGGGGCCUCUUUAGCGCAGACGGAGCAGCUCCUCAGAGACCUGGAGGGCCUGGACGACCGAGCGCAGGAGGAGAUCGGUCGGGCUCAGAUCACCAUCCUGCACGGACACCAGCUUGCCGCCAGCCACCACUACGCCCUGGUGCUGAUCGUACAGCGCUGCAACGAGCUGCGUCACCGCUGCGAUACCUUGAGCGCCGCCCUGCUGGACAAGCGUGCGAAGCUCAGCCGAGCUCGGGAGCUGCUGCUGCAGGUGGAGGAGGUGUGUCGCUGGUGUGAUGAGGGUGCCUACCUGCUGGCCAGCCAGGUGGUGGACAGGUUCCAGACCAAGGAGGGGGCCCAGGCCGCGCUGCAGGACAUCGAGAAGUUCCAGGCGGGAGCCCCACCCCCUUUGAACCCGGACGUCCUCGCCAUGGAGUUCGAGUCCAUCCUCAGCCCCCAGCUGCAGACGCUCAUCGAGGAAGCCCACAACAAGCUCACGGCCGUCCAGGGGCUCAUCCGGAACCGACAGGCCGGCCUCAAGAAACUGGCCGACAAGCAGGCGCGACCCGUCCAGCUGGUGGCGCCGCGCCCAGAGCACCCCCCCCGCGCAAAGUCUCCGCUCUUCUCCCCGAAACACGGCGUGGACCUGAAGUUCACCUUUGACCUCUCGCUUCCCGGUAAGAAGACAUCAAGGAGAAGUCCCACCUCCAGGAAGAUCGAGGUGAUGCACGACUACGAGGAGAACCGGAACAGCCUGUCCUACAGCCUGGAGGGGGAGGACAGCCCCGAUCUGCUCAAGCGUCACGUGAUGAAGGAGCUCAUCGAGACGGAGCGCGUCUACGUGGACGAGCUGCUCUCCGUGCUGCUGGGCUACCGGGCGGAGAUGGACAACCCGGCGCUUGUAGACCUCCUGCCCCCUGUCCUGCGCAGCAAGAAGGAAGUCCUGUUUGGGAACAUGCCGGAGAUCUACACUUUCCAUAGCAGGUUCUUCCUGCAUGACCUGGAGGGAUGUCUGGACAGCCCUGAGGGAGUGGGGGCCUGCUUCCUGCAGAGGAGGGAGCAGUUCCACGUGUACGAGCGCUACUGUCAGAACAAACCCCGCUCGGAGGCCCUGUGGAGACAGUGCUCUGACUCCGCCUUCUUCCAGGAGUGUCAGAGGAAGCUGGAGCACAAGCUCUCUUUGGACUCCUACCUGCUGAAGCCAGUGCAGCGGCUCACCAAAUACCAGCUGCUGCUCAAGGAGCUGCUGAAGUGCAGCGCGGGGUCGGAGGGGACCGCCGAGCUGCAGGCGGCGCUAGAUGCCAUGCUGGACCUCCUCAGAUCUGUUAAUGACUCGAUGCACCAGAUAGCCAUCACGGGCUAUGAGGGGGAGCUGAGCGACCUGGGCCGGGUGCUGAUGCAGGGUUCCUUCAGCGUGUGGCUGAGUCGCAAACGGGGCCCAACACGCAUGAAGGAGCUGGCGCGCUUCAAGCCCAUGCGGCGACACCUAUUCCUGCACGAGCACGCGCUGCUCUUCUGUAAGCGGCGCGAGGAUCACGGCGACAGCAGCGACAAGACUCCCUCCUACAGCUUCAAACAUUGCCUCAAGAUGAGUGCGGUCGGCAUCACGGAGAACGUCAAAGGAGACGUGAAGAAGUUUGAGAUCUGGUACAGCGGCAGGGAGGAGGUGUACGUGGUGCAGGCCCCCUCGGUGGAGGUCAAGCUGGCCUGGCUCAACGAGAUCCGUAGGGUCCUCACCAACCAGCAGAGGCUGCUCACAGGCGAGUCCUGUACUCCGAGCCCCAUUUCGGACCAGGUCCAGCUGUCCCCGCCCAUGUCUGAUGGCACGUCGCACAGAGCGUCGCUCAGCUCAGAGGAACCCGAGUCGGGCUGCACCAGCCCCGUCCUGUUGGACCCGACCGCCUCACCGUCCCCGCCCUCCCCCGUGCACCAGCGCCAUCGGCGAAGUUGGCCCGGAGCCUCGCCGUCGGGGGACGUCAGCGAUGACCUGGAGGCGUGGAGCGCAGCUAAUGACCUCUCCCCCCUCUCCGACACUGAGGAGGAGGACGUGGCCCUGCUGGUCCCCGGAAGAUACAAGGUGCUGGUGGACUGUCAGAGGUGUGGAUCCGACAACCCGGUGGUGAUCAAGAGUGGCGACGUCAUCCAGCUGCUGCGGGAAGACUCUGAGGGGCGGUGGGUGGUGAAGAAUCUGAGCCGCAGUGUGGAGGGUCGCAUCCCCGCCGCUUUCCUGCAUGUGGUCCUGGGUCUCACCCCCACGGGGCACUACAGCAGGCUGGCAGACCCAGGGAACGUGAAGGCGAGGAAGCUCAGCUCUCCCUGAAGGCCCCCUGUCCGUCCUGCAGAGACGCGCCACAACGCCGAGCAGGGCCACCGCGCACAGCUCACCUGUAGGCCCCCUGCGGAGGCUCCGCCAUACCUCUUAAGGAUGCCACGGCCGAGGAAUAAAGAGAACGGAUCCACGAGGACGCGGCUCUGAUGCCGAAGGAGCUUCUCUGGUUCGAAAGUGCAAUGAAGGACAUGUUAAAACCAGAGCUCCUCGCUUGACCCCCAACCCUAAGUCCUCCUGCUUCUGUCGGGAAGGGGUUCAGCUGAUCGUUCGGAGAUGCCCGAUGGAGCUGGCAGGGGGUGUAUGGGAAAAGCUGGCUUUGCUGUCCCCCCAACAGGCGUAGGGGGUCCCCCUGAUCCUACCGUUCCCUCGACCUCUGACCUCUCUGCCAUCAUCAGCAACACCAGGCUGCCUUCACCGAGCUGCUUCUGUCCAGUCUUCCUGUGCUGGUCUACAUGUCCCCGAGACCUGCCGGCGAGGGGCUUUCGAGGACAUCAACCAUCUGAGGACGUCACGUCGAUUUGCCGCGUCCACGUUGAGACGACGUCCUGCCGAAGGGAUGCGGCGUCCGCACCUGGACGCGUUGAAACCGCCCUCCAGCCGAGACCUUCACCACGCAGCCGACCCGUCACGUUAACUCACCGCAACGCGCUCGUCGGCUGCUUCGGGCGGCGUCUUUCCAUCACGUGUCUUCCUCCAGGAAACAUUCUCGUGUUUCUUUUUAAACAUUUCCGAGGGACUCGUUUUUCUCUCCUCUGCGUUCAUAGAUGAAGCGGUUUUCGCAGCGUAGAAAAGUCAGUCCUAAUUUCCUUAUCGACGCCAUUCUCGUCCUUUCACCGCAUCGCCCGACCGCUAGAAUAGGGUCGACUUCACACGGUAAACACGGCGUGCCGUACAAACUGCUUGUUCGAGAUGGGGGGACGGGGUUCUAAUGGGUCUUGGGGCCUCAACCGCGCAAGUGACACAAAAAGGCCACUCAUUCCUGCCCUUAGAAAACACAUUUUAAGGCUGAUUUAAAACAAAUUGACAACUUCCCUCUAUUUUUACUGCAAGAAAACAAUUAUGCAUGGGUGACUGCAAUAUUUACCGCAUUUUUCUACUGCUCAGUCCUUCC
Messenger RNA from Scleropages formosus (Asian bonytongue), 4429 nucleotides. RefSeq names its product MCF.2 cell line derived transforming sequence a (gene mcf2a). NCBI's taxonomy places the organism in Eukaryota, Metazoa, Chordata, Actinopteri, Osteoglossiformes, Osteoglossidae. Gene Ontology annotation, biological process: intracellular signal transduction; dendrite development. The coding region runs from base 1 to 3309 and encodes 1102 amino acids. The transcript has 30 exons. Gene Ontology annotation, cellular component: cytoplasm. Gene Ontology annotation, molecular function: guanyl-nucleotide exchange factor activity; protein binding. The record is from RefSeq and is a predicted model, not a curated record.